Wickerhamiella sorbophila is the source of this 4146-nucleotide messenger RNA. RefSeq names its product Ras GTPase-activating-like protein rng2. The record is from RefSeq and is a predicted model, not a curated record. The coding region runs from base 1 to 4146 and encodes 1381 amino acids. Gene Ontology annotation, cellular component: mitotic actomyosin contractile ring; cytoplasm. The transcript has a single exon. NCBI's taxonomy places the organism in Eukaryota, Fungi, Ascomycota, Dipodascomycetes, Dipodascales, Trichomonascaceae. Gene Ontology annotation, biological process: regulation of actin cytoskeleton organization; regulation of GTPase activity; mitotic actomyosin contractile ring assembly actin filament organization. Gene Ontology annotation, molecular function: actin filament binding; calmodulin binding; GTPase activator activity.
AUGAAACCUGUGGCGGAGAGAUAUCUCCAGACACUUGAGAAGAACAAUUUGGCACAGGAAAAUGGCAGUACGAGCCCCAAGCCACACUCUCCCGCCAAGUCGACGAGCCGUCCCCCCGCGGACCAGAUCCGCAUCUCGCCAAUUCGAACCACUCCGCGCAAAUCUGUCGCUCCAAUGAGAGUCAUAACCCCAGUACGAGCCACGGGCUCGCCUAAUCGCACUACGGCUGGCAGCGAUCUGCGUGCAAAUGCCAGCCCGGCCCGCUACGGGUCGCCCAAGGCCUCGCCGUCUCGCAGCCCAUUCCGAGGCACCAUCAAGGGAAUUGAGCAGGUGUACGACGCUGAAGAGUUGCCCGGUUUGCACAGAAAGAAACUGCAGCAUGACGAGGAUAAAAGCGAGGUUGCAGUGUGGGACCGGGAGCGUAAAAACCUCCAGGCCUACGAGUACUUGUGUCAUGUUGAGGAAGCAAAGGAGUGGAUGGAAGGUGUGCUGGGCGAGACGCUGCCUGACGCCAUCGAUCUGCCCGAAAAGCUUGUCGAUGGUGUUAUUCUUGCCAAGAUCACUCGCCAUUUCCGUCCUGAUCUUGUGAAGCGGAUUUUCGAGCAUAAACGUUUGCAGUACCGUCACAUUGACAAUAUUGAUUGCUUUUUCAAAUUCAUCGCCGACGUCAGGGUGCCCGAUCUCUUCACUUUCGAGCUUAUUGAUCUUUACGAACGCAGGAAUAUUCCCAAAGUUAUCUACUGUAUCCACGCUCUGUCUCACAUCCUAGCCAACGACGACCUCGCGCCGCAAAUUGGUAACCUUCUCGGUAAAGUUGAUUUUACCGACGAUCAAUUGAGCUUCACCCAGCGUGGCCUUGAUGCUUCGGGCUUAUCGAUGCCCAACUUCGCCACUUUCCGAGACGACAAGGAGCGCAAGGUAUCUUUGAAGCUUGAGCCGCCUCGCGUCAAAACCCCACCUCCUCCCGCGGAGCCCAGUGCAGACGAGCUGGCUCUUGAUGUCGCAGCUGUACAUCUGACUGCCGAAGAAAUUUUGUUGAUGGAGCUCGAAGCGCUCGAGCCUGAGAUCACCGCCGUGCAGGCCCAAUGCCGACGCAAACUGUAUGAGAACCGAUCCAUGGUCCUGCAAAACAAGAUGGACCAUCACGUUCACACUUAUGUGUAUCUUCAAGCUGCCUGCAGAGGAUACCUUGCCCGAACAGCGUCGCCGGCGACCCAAUUCGUGGCCCAGAGAAAGAGCAGGUCUCUCGAGUGCCUUCAGGCAGUGGUCCGCGGUCAGCAGCUUCGUAUGUCUAUCCUGUCGAUUGACGAGUAUAUGGCAUCAAACAAGGCUUUGAUUUCUAAUUUGCAAGCCGCUGCCCGUGCCUUUGUUGCUCGCCGCAGGUUUUCCACCUCGCGAGCGGCCCUCCACAACGAUGGCGAUGGAGUUACAUCCUUGCAAUCGGUUAUCCGGGCAAACCAGCUCCGUGAAAAGAUUUCUGAACAAAAGGCUGAGCUUGAGAAAAAUCAAAAGGCUAUUACUGCUGUUCAAUCGCAUUUCCGUGGCGUUCUCUCUCGUUUCCGCAUGGGAUGCUUAUUUGAUGAUCUUGACCAGGAAAUUGUCGGUAUCGUUGGCAUGCAGGCUUGCGUGCGUGGAUAUCUGGCUCGCAACUCGCUGGUUGUCAGAACAUCCAACUGGGACGCUCAUAGUGACAAGAUCAAGACGAUUCAAAAUCUAUGGCGAGCCCGCCGGUUAGCCAAAGCAUACCAGUCGCUAAUUGCUGAUCCCAAUCCUGGAUUUAAUACCAUCAAGCAGUUUGUUCAUCUGUUGAACGAUAGCGAUGCAGACUAUCACGAGGAAAUGGAGCUUGAGCGCUCUCGCAAAGAGGUUGCAGAUAGUGUCCAGGCCAAUGAGAAACUUGAGCGUUACAUUGACAAGCUUGACACCAAGAUUGCUUUGCUUCUGAGGAACAAGAUCUCACUAGAGGAGGCAGUUUCUCAAAUGCCCACCAAGCCUCCUUCAGAGCUUGACAGUGUACUUCGCUCUUCUCACGGCAGCUCAGGUGGAAAGCUGAGCGACGAUGUGUUUGACCUCAAGGCUCUCAACAAGACUUCACGACAGCGCCUGGAACUGUAUCAGGGUAUGUUUUAUGUUCUCCAAACAAAGCACGAGUAUUUGGCUCGCUUGAUGAGUACCAACCAAAUGGCUAAUGUACCUGAACGGGAAACCAAGCAGAUCGCCGAUUGGAUUCUUCAACUUUUUGCCAACGCCUACAAACCCAGGGAAGAGUUCUUUUUGUUACAGAUGCUUUCGUGCUCCCUAAGGCUUGAAAUGGAUUCGACGGGGUCUCUUCACGAGUUCAUAAGAGGCCCGAGCAUGGCAUGGCGACUAUUCGAAACGCUAAACAGACGCAAAGCUAGUUACGCUGCUGCUCGAACAGUUUUGACAGGUGCUGUCACAACUACAUUGUCAGUUACAGACCUGAAUGUGGAGAGCGAUCCAUUAGUGAUCUACAGAAGCUUUGUAGCUGCGGACGAAGCGCAAGGGAUCUACAAUCGGGAUCCGAAUGCAACAAUUGACGUUGCUAUUCAGGACCCCCAGACAAGAUCUCAGUUUGUCAAGAAUUUACAGCAACUGCGUGAGCUUUCGUAUACUUUCAUCGAAGCCUUGGAUGCCAACGUGGAUGCCUUGCCAUACUAUGUGCGCCACUUGGCUCGGGAAGUGGCCCUGCACGGUGCUCGUAAGGUAGCAGCCGGGGGUAUGAAUUUGAAUCAAACUGCUUGGUUGACUCUGGUAGGCAAGAUUGUGUUCAACCACUUUUUGAUCCCAUCCAUGCUGGCCGCCGAUAGCACGGGAAUUGUUGAUCAAGCCCUGGACAUGCGACAAGCGACAAGUCUCGGUGCCAUUGCCAAGAUUCUUGUGCAGUGUGCAUCUUUCCAGCCGUUCCGGAGCGAUGAACAAUAUCUACAGCCGUUGAAUGAGUUCGUCUCCCAAAGCGGGGAGCGCUUGCAACAAAUCUUCAAGCGGGUGAUUGAUAUCAAGGACAUUCAAACGCAGUUCUGUAUGACGAAUCUGGACGAUGUGACAUCCCAUUUGAGGCCCCAGCUCACCAUGAAAACCAGCGACGUUUUGGCCUUGCACUCACUUAUUUUCCAAAAAUUGGAUGCAAUCACUGAUAGCAAUGAUUCGGUGCUUCGUCCCGUCGUCAAGCAGCUCGGCCCCCUCCCCAGCGAUGCCAGAGACAUUCUUGAUAUCGCUAGAUUCACUACCGUGAAGCUCGACCUUAACCCCAGCUACGGCUCAUCGGCUGUCACCAAUGGAGCAAGUGCCGGCCAGUUUACUACAGCUAAACGCUGCUUGAUUUCUGUACUCAUGGUCCAGCCAGGCAACGAUCUUAUGAGCAUUUUGGUGGCUCCGGUUACCGAGCAGGAUGAAGACAACUACGGCGAGUUCCGGUCCCAGGUACACGACAGCGAGCUGGGCGAGUUGACUUUCCGCGAGCUUAAAUUGCUAACGCUGGAGAAGAUCUUGGAUUUGGAGAGCAGUGGACGCAUUUCCCGUGAAAAUGGAUACCAAGAGUUGCUGAAUAGUCUGGCGGAUGAUAUUCGAAACAAACACGAGCGUCGCAAUUCACGGUCGCGGGAAUUGGCUCUUUGCUCUGCCACGCUUGUCAGUUUGAACGAUAAGAACAAAUACCUCAAGAAGCGGUUAGGAGCAUACGAGGGUUACAUUGAGGACACUAUGCAGACGCUCCAGGAGAACAAUCAGAACAAGAAAAAGAAAAAGAAGACACCGCUGCUGUUGAAGUUUCUUCAAGAGCUGGGAAUAAGCCGGUCAAAGGUCACUAAUGCUCGGUUUGGCGCCUACAAAUAUAGUGCCGACAAGAUUCGUGAUCGGGGUAUUCUCGUGCACCUCAAGGGAUACAGUGAGCGCCAGAUGCGGGACGUCAAUUUCACAUUCAAGUCUGAGGAGGCCUCCAAGUUCAUUGUGCAGGUCGCAUACAAAGGUAUCCAGCUACCGGGGGGCCAGGCGACCCUCACGUUAGACGACCUGCUCAAUCGCCAGUACAGCAGUCAAGCGUACGUUGACCUAUUUGACGAUGUUGUGCGUCUGCACACGGACCGCCUGUUACAUUUUAUCUUCCACAAGUUCUACGGAGCUGAAUGA